AUGGUCUCGGUGAGCCGAAUGAUUGGCGGGUAAGUCUGUUUCGUCCCUUUUAUGAGCCUUCGGUUAUGGAGGAUUAUUUCCACCUUGUUCUAGCUCUGAUCCCCACAAUGAAACGACCAAAAAUGCGGGCAAUUCGACAACUCCCGCCGCUCAGACGCCCACGACCAAGAAAGUGUCGGCGUUCAAGAGGUUGGGGAAGUUUGCAGGGAGUAAGGCAAGUUGCUUGAUUUGGCUUUAGGUCAUACUUAAUGUCUACAUAAGUGUUUUGCAGAAGGAGCCGAUGUAUCCACUCAGAGAUCUCGAGGAUUCCGAGAAGAUCACAUCCACACCGCAGAAGAUUUCCGGAAUGGUGAUUUUGAAGCGCGAGAAGAAACGGCGAAUGAAUCUGCAGAAGAGGUAUCAUGCCAAGUUGAACAACGGCGUUCUGAAGUUGUACAAGCAGAAAGACAAACAGAAGGAGGACAAGAAACCCUUCACUGCCGAGUUCAACAUUGACGUAUCAACGGUAAGAUGCGUUAAAUUGCGCCGAAUUACGAUUGAUUAUGUGGUUAAUAGAAGAAGUCGUAAAGGUUAUGAAGAAUAAUGGCUUUUUCCAGCUUAGUCAAGUAAUGUACAACGACAACGCCCGAAAGUUGAGUUUGGUUUUCCAAAAGGAGACCUACACUCUCGUCCCAAUUGACAAGGAUAAAUAUAUGCAAUGGAAGACGGGAAUUCAUCAACAUCGGCUCUACCGACAGUUUCAGAAAAAGUAUGUUCAGUUUGAUUUUAUUUUAUUGAUUUAGAGAGGGUCUGCUUGAUGAAUCCGAGAACUCUCAGCUUCAAAAGACACAGCUCGCCUUCCAGAACAUUGUUGAAGACGGAGCUGCAGGAAAAUUGGAAAAUAAAGUAGCUAUCAACCAGGAAGUGGGACCGUUGGUGAAUGUUGACGAAAAGCCCACAUCACCGAAACAUUCAAAGGAAGGAGACAAAGAUGAAAAGAAGGGAAAGGAGAUGAAUACGAAUGAAAACAACAACCUAGGAACGGGCUCUCCGAAGAAGACCGGCAGCAGCGAAGGAGAUAAGGAAGAGAAAAGGUAAGUUGAUUUGAUGAGGAUUUUAAUGUUUUAGAUUGGUCACGGCAUUAAAGGCGUUGGGAAGUGCUAUGGAAACGUAUAAGUUGGUGCACAGUUCAUCGAUUCAAAUAUUGGAUCGAAUCCAGAAGUGUCACGACGAGUCGAAUGAAAUCCUCAGGGAAUUGAAGAAACUCAGAAGGAGGAAGGUGGGAAUAUUACACUGGAUGAGCUUGUAUAAGAUGUUAGAAUUAUGAAAUGUUUUUAUUUUCUAGCAUUCCAACGACGAUGAUGAAUGUUGCUCGGACGAGGAUGAAGAAGACUCUACGUCGGUAAAAGAACGUCCAAAAGAAGUUCCAGCUACGACUGCACCGUUAGAUCAGAAUGCCAUCGCUAUGUUGAAGGCCUCUGUUUCGGCCCUGAAUAUAAAUGAGGAAGAGCUCCAGGUUGCCAAGGUCAAGAAGAGCCCGUCUCUUCCGAAUAUUGCUGUUAGCAAUGCGGUGGGUUUUGAUUUUGUGUUUGGGAUUACAAAUAUACAUUUUGUAAUAUAAUUUUGUUAGACUUCGUCCAAUGACUGACUGUUUUGCAGAAGAACCAAAGUGAGACCAGAAUAAAGCCUUUGGAGCCCCAUGUAGCUCUUCCCACUCAAUCCCCAGCUCCAUCGGCCAUUCCCGCGCAAACUCAGGCCAAGCCCAGGGUAGAUGCAGCCAAACCGCAGGUGCAUCCGGCACUUUUGCCACCGAAGAAACGAAGAGAAACUCUGCCACAUGAUCAGAUCUAUGGAGAUAGUAUUCCCAUGAUGGCAAUUUUGAAGCGAAGUCUUCCGAUUCACGCUUACGAACCGUUGGGUAUCUUACAGGUGAGAUAAGAUUUUUUGGGGUUUGCAUUCGAAAAUAUAGAAUUUUUGCGUCAUUAAAGAGUUGCUCAACGGGUUCUUAUGUAAUAAUCUUGCCUUUAGAGUGCCUGCGAAGAAUUGCGAUUUGCCGCGACUUUCUUGGAUCGCCUCCAGAAGAUUGAUAAUCCAGGAGAUCGGAUGUCUCUGAUUGCUGGAUUCAUUAUCAGCGGGUAUUCUGGAAUGAGUAUUCGUAACCGAAAACCAUUCAAUCCGCUGCUCGGAGAGACUUUUGAUUACAUUUCGGAUGAUGGUUGGAAAUACCAUGCGGAACAGGUCUCUCACCAUCCCCCGGUAUCUGCAUGCAACGCUGAAGGGAAUGGCUGGGAAUGGCAGCAGACUCUGCAGGGCACAAUCACUCCUAGUUUGGAUGGAUCGACCAGUUUGAAUUGCCUUUUGCCCAUUAGGUUGACCCUGGCGAACGGAGAAGAGUAUGUGUGGAAUAAAGUAAGGUUAUUUUGUUUUAUUAUUGUUUCUGGGUUUAGGUCACAACCAUCAUCCAGAAUGCGAGAGCUGAAGCGAUUAAACGAAAGGUGAAGAAUGAAGGAGAGAUGAGCAUCAGAUGCAGUAAUGGAUAUGAAUGUAAAAUGUUGUUCACAUCGGAGAAGAAUGGGAUCCGCGGGGAGAUCAGGAACAAUCAGCAAGCUAUAGUCUUUAGACUAGUUGGAUGCUGGGAUAAGGGAUUGAAUAGGUCAGUUUUGAACCUGUUUUUGUGUGUAUAGAACCGAUAGGAUAAAUUUUCAGUGGUUUAUGGAGUUGAUUUUAGAAUUUUGCCCUCAAAUGAACAGGAACGCUUGUUUGAAGCCCCUCCGCAUUAUGAAUUGUCGAGUAGGUACUAUGGAUUCAACAAAUUCACCUUGGGUUUGAAUGAGAUCACAUCCGAAUUGAGACCGUUCCUCCCAAUGACGGAUAGUCGACUCCGCCCGGACCAGAGAUUUUUGGAAUUCGGAGACAGCAAAAGAGCCAAUGAUGCAAAGAAUUCGUUGGAGCAGGUAAGUUUUGAAUUAAAUUUGAGCGAAUUUUUGGUUCAUACGUUCGUUUUGUUUUGUUUCAGGCUCAACGUCAGCGCUCCCACCUUCAACAUCGCCAAAUGUGGUUCACCGAGAGACAUGACCCAUUCAGCCAGAAGAAUCUCUGGAUGUCCAACAAGAAGUAUUGGACGUCGAAACAAAAUUGCUUCAAGGAUCCAUACUCUGCGAAAAUUUUACCUCUGUUUUCGGGAGAAUAA
Molecule: messenger RNA, 3169 nt
Organism: Bursaphelenchus xylophilus (pine wood nematode)
Lineage: Eukaryota; Metazoa; Nematoda; Chromadorea; Rhabditida; Aphelenchoididae
Source: the annotation of a GenBank genome assembly